CAAUUAUCUUCUCUUUAAAAUUUUAGAAAAAAUAAAUUGUUAUUAAAUAAUUAUUUCUAGUUACUAUUAAAUAAGUUUAAACAAUAUUGUUUAUACAAUUCGUAUCUAAACUAAUUUUAACAGAGGGAGUAAUGUUUAGUAUCAUGUUAAUCAUCAAAUUAUCUCUUAAAAACAUUACCAAAUAAGUUUUUACAAUUUUAUUUUGGUUAGAACUUAAAAAUAUGAUAAAAUCUCUUUUGUUUUUGAUUUUUUUAAAAAUAUAUCAAAUAUUUUCUUAAAGUUUUUUAGGGUUUUAGAAAAAAAAAUUAAUAUUAAAUAAUAUUUUAAAAUUUAAUUUUUUUUAGGAUUUAGAAAAAGAAAAUUAUUAUCAAAUAAUUAUUUCCAGUUAAUAUUAACUAUUUUUAGAAGUUCCUAUUUUCAAAAUUCGUUUUUUUCAAUAUCACAACUAAUUUAACAAUUUUUCUUUGUUAAUUAGAUAAAUUUUAGUAUCAUGUCUAUCAUUAAAUUUUAAAAGUGAAAAUUACUAUUAAAUAGAACUUUACAAUUAUCUUUUGUAAGGACUUUUUUUUUUUAAAUCUUAUUUGGUCAAGAUUAAAAAAAGGAAAAAAUACUUUACAAAUCUAUUUUAUUUAGGAUUUUAGGAAACAAAAAAUAUUUUCACGUAAUGCCAGGUUUUUAUUGACACAUUAACAAUAUAAUUUUUUUUUAUUUGCAACAAAUUCUAAACAAUGAGAACUAUCAAAACAAAAACAGAAAAGGGAUACACCAACAGUGAUCCAAAGUAAAUUAACACACGUCUAUUUUGCCUAAGGAUGACUAAAGAUUUUCCAUAUAAAACUUCAUAUUUGCUUUUCAAAUAGUUAAAUCUCAAGAGAGAUAAUAUUCGUAUUAAUCCAAAACACUACGCUUCAAACUUAAUUGAGAACUAUUGCCACUCUCUUUUUAAUACUACAUUAAGAGCCACCGAGACAAAACAACUAUUUAUUGCUCUAUUGAUAAUAGAGUCAAAUAGAUUACAGUUCCAUAUAAUUAUAUGUUGACUUUUGGAGUAACCAUAGUUUGCAGUAAAAACUCAAUCACCAUCAAAUAUAAAAUCAUCAACAAUUGAAGCCUGUAAGACCUGUUGCCACCAUCCCCAGUAGAUUUGUUAUUUACCUUUUUAAAACGGUUCAACUGAACCAAAAUUUCUGUCUUUUCAAAUACACUGGAAGAAACAUACAAAAGAACAAUCAAAAGAUUUGGAGUUUAAGUUGGAAAAUAUUAGUUUUACUCUGUAGAUUUAAAAUUUAUGGUAUAGUACAUAGGGUUUAAAGUAUUUUGGGGUUUGUGGAAUAGGGUUUGGAGUUUAGAUAUAGGAUUUGGAAUUUAGAUUUUUAAUUUAGGGGUCAUAAAUGUUAAAAUGAAUUAUUAAAUAUAAAUGUUAAUUAAGACUCAAUUAUCAAGUUAUAGUUAUAAAACUAAAGAAUUUUUGAUAAUUUAGAUUUGAAGUUUAUACUUAGAGUAUUGCAUGUAUAGUUUAUGUUUGAAGUUAUGAUUUAGGAUAUAGAGUUUGAUUAAAGAUUGUGUUUAGGAAAUUAUAGUUUAAGAUUAAGAAGAUUAAAUUUUGAGUCUAAUUUUAAGAUUUAAAGUUAUAAUAUGAAAAUAGUUUUUAAGGGUUGUCUUUAGAGUUUAGGGUUUAAAACCAUGUUAGGAUUUAGAGGUUCAAAUAGUUUUUUUUAGCGUUAGAAAAAUGCUAUUAUAUGUCUUUGAUAACAUUACGAAGUCGCUUACAUAAUUUAUUUGGCGCUUAAGUAUAAUUUUUCGCUAAGUAUUGGCGGAAUUAGUGAUUUUAUCUUUCCGCUCACUUAAUUUUCAAAAUAGCAUUAAUUAAGUGUUAUUUUAGGUUUCACUCUAUCAUAAAGUUUAUCUAACUCUAUUAUGUAAAACAUAGAUUUCUAAAUCAUCUACGAUAAAAGUUCAAUAAAACGUGCUAUAACGAUAUGCUAUCAAUGUAGACUUUUUAUAGUGAAAUGGGCAAUCAAACAAACAAAAGAAAAUAAAACAAAACUUAUCAAGCAACCAGAUGUCAGAGCUAUACAAGCAUCCGGCUAUCGGCUUGAAAUUAUAAAAAAUCUUUCUUUUUCCUUUUUUGAAAGCUAGGGUUUCCAGAGAUUGUCUGAAUAAUAGAAGACAUUUUAUGGUGACGGUUUUGCUUCGAUUUUAAAACUUUUAAUUAUGCAAGUAUAUGUAAAUUCAUAAACCCAAUAAGGGAGGAAUAUCAAAACUGAAAAAGUGUUUAAGACGACAUAUUCUCCGUUGAUGCUCAAACUGAAAUAUUCUCAUAACGAAAAAGAAAUAUAAGAUGCCUAAAAAAAAUUGACCUCUUAACUGAGAAACUUGGUGGCCAAGUCUUCUCUCAGUAUUAAUAGAGAUUUUAGGGCGGAGAAGAUGUGACAUCACCAACUCUCUCAAUUAGGUUUUUUUUUUUUUUUUUCAUUUUGAAACUCUUGCUUUUGCUAAGAUAAAAUUAUUCAUGUCUCUGCUCCUGAACCAGCCUUCCAAGCUCUGCCUUGGGAAACCUGUGUUGGUUAGGUCCUCUCCUCUUGGCUCUGAUAGCUUCUCAUCUUCAUUGCAGCAAACCCCUCCCUGUGCUAUCAUAUCCGUUAGCCCGUGUCCUUAUGCUGACGAAAUCGGAAACCUCAACAUUAAGAAUGCGAAUGAGCAUUUCGUGACUCAUGUGGAAAAGGAUGUGCCUACAGAGUUCACAAGCAUACUAAAAUACUUUCGUUUUGGUAUAUUGGGAACGAUCGGGUCGGCCCAUGGCUGGGUAGCUACUCCUCUAGAGGACGGAAGAGUCCGUCUCCAAGACGAUCUAAACCCGGCUGCAUCGUACACAGAUCCGAAACACAUUUGCCUGCCUCCUCUUGUAACUCUGCCUUAUUGCCAAACCCAACUUGUCACCAACGUGUCGAUGUCCUCAUCAUCUCCUGAGGAAGAGGACUGUGUCGUGGCUAUCAAGUUCUUCGGACCUCAACUCAGCUUAUGCAGGCCGGCUGCUCAAAGCAACUCCGAGUGGAUCAACAUCAGGAUCGCAAACCCAUGUUUCUUCUCCUCUCGUGUCAUGUUUUCAAAGAGAGAUGGCAUGUUCCACAUUCCCGGAUCAGGAGGCCAUCUCAUCGGAUCAUGGGAUCUCGAAGAACACAAGGACCAUCCUAAAAUUCAGACGUUGCGGUUCCACAACCUUGCUGAGCUGACUAUGUCCAAACUGGAGAUAUUGCAUUCGUGUUCCACAAGCGAACACUUGGUGGAGUCACAAACAACUGGUGAAACUUUCUUGAUAAAGUGGUACAGGAAGACCACCAGGAGCUUUCUUGAUAUGCCCAAAAUGAAAACAGAAGCUUUGAUGGUGUUCAAGCUAGACGAAGAAGGAAACGCUGUUUACACUCAAGACAUUGGAGAUCUCGUCAUUUUCCUCUCCAGGGCUGAACCUUUCUGUGUCCCUGCUAGCUUCUUUCCUGGCAUGUACCCCAACAGAGUCGAAAUCAUUGAUGUAGAUGAACUCGGAUCUGUCAAUCUGGCUACAGGCACCGUCUCUACUAAAAGUUCUACACACAUGGCCCCUUACUACAUUCCACCUCAAAAUAUAUAGAGCACUAGUAGUUGAUUCUCUGAUGUCAUGUCUUUUCUGUUAAGCCCUUUCAAACAACAUCAAAUCUAGUUAUGAAUGGAGUUCUCUGUUGUUGAGUAUCUUCAUUCUAUUUGAAUGGUGGUUAUAUUUCCAUUUUUUUCUGUUGUUGAAUUAACUAUAUAUCUGUUUUUGCU
Molecule: messenger RNA, 3801 nt
Organism: Brassica napus (rape)
Lineage: Eukaryota; Viridiplantae; Streptophyta; Magnoliopsida; Brassicales; Brassicaceae
Exons: 1
Coding region: 2513-3628 (371 amino acids)
Source: RefSeq, a predicted model, not a curated record